AUGUUAAAUAAUUUCUUAAAUAAAUAUAAGUUUGCAUUUACGUAUCCAUGUCCUAGAAAAUUGAGAGAAAUUGUUAAAAUGUCUUUGUUUGAACGUGAAUCAAAAGAUUAAGUUAUUUCAUUAUGGAUGGAAUAUCAUAAAGAAAAAUAAAAUAAUGUUGCUUAUGUUGUAAGCAAAGAUGAAUAUGAAAUACUUAAAAGAAAUACAAAAGAAUCUCCAUUAUUUUUAUUGCCUAUUAAAAGAAAAGGAGGACAUUUCUAAUUGAUUGGAUAAUCAUAAACUAAUAGCAUUGUAAAUAUUAUUCAAAAUAUUAGUUAUUUACUUUUUUAGAAGAAUAUAAAAGAUCUGGGUCUUUUUCAUCUCCUUAUUUUAUAUUAACUAUUUUUGAAGAAUUAUUGUCAUAAAAAUAAGUAGCAUUAAUAAGAGGAGAUAUAAUGGAUUAUAAAAUAGAUAAAGAUGAGGCUACUUUCUUAACUAAUCAAUUUCUUUAAUUUUAUAUGACACCUGAACUAUAUGAAAAAUACAUCUAUACACUUAAUCAUAAAUAACAUGAAUUCAAUUAUGAUGAUUUUAAAAAUCAUUUUUAAAUAUGA
Molecule: messenger RNA, 593 nt
Organism: Paramecium pentaurelia
Lineage: Eukaryota; Ciliophora; Oligohymenophorea; Peniculida; Parameciidae
Source: the annotation of a GenBank genome assembly